Molecule: messenger RNA, 315 nt
Organism: Peronospora matthiolae
Lineage: Eukaryota; Oomycota; Peronosporomycetes; Peronosporales; Peronosporaceae
Source: the annotation of a GenBank genome assembly
AUGGGCAGUCUUGCCGAAGGGGUACCUCAAAUUCCCAUGAGUUUUCAGACUCAGGGUACCCACGCCACUUUACCAGAUACUGGUAUUGGCCCUGACGACGACGUCGUUUCAGUAGUCUCUCGACAUGAAAUUGACGACACCCAUGCUCAUCGAGCAAAGUCGGUGGCGGCCGGUGUACCGGUGGAGGCCCACGAGAAAUUGGUUCUAGAAGUGAAGGGUCUUCAAGAGGCCUUGGAUAAGUCCCAGUGCAUGCUGGAAUCGAUGCAAAGCCGCCUUCAGGAAAUGGAGCAAGCUCAAACUCGGAGCGAGGCUUAG